This is a messenger RNA of Cylindrotheca closterium, 1329 nucleotides long. NCBI's taxonomy places the organism in Eukaryota, Bacillariophyta, Bacillariophyceae, Bacillariales, Bacillariaceae. The record is from the annotation of a GenBank genome assembly.
AUGUCUGGCUUAGAUAGCAUCGCUCUCGCUGUGGCGCACUUAGAAGAACGUCAAAAGGAAUCCAAUCCCGCGAUUCUUGGCAGAAAUCCCUCAGAUGCUUCUGCUGCGUCUUCUGUAAUCCCAGUGAACGCUGCAUCUGCAUCUGCCUCAGCUGCUAAUUCAGCUUCACAGACCAUGGCUCCAGCAGCCUCGUCUCUCUCACACAAUAGAAGGUCUCUGCCUUCCAAUCACAUACCUUCUCCGCCACCUCGAGCAAUUCAUGUGUCGCCUGCUGCUCGUGUGGUUUCUGUGGAUGAGCCAUCUUUUAAUGCUGCUCAUGCCAUGGCAAAAUCACACCCACCAAGCAGAAACAACAACAGCACUGUUGACUGCAAUACUAACAAUAACGGAAACAGCACCUUUGGCUGCAUCCUUGCGGAUCCAAUCAAGUGGCUUCAGAAGACUCAAGACAGACCUCCGCUUCUGCCACCUUCCGAUCUGGUGCAAAAAGUGGAACCUGCAGAUGUGCUCUGUGGAAGGGGUGGUGAAACCAAUCACCAUCCAGGCAAUGUCCAGUACCGCCUACUGGUCAAGGCCUUUCAACCUCUCUAUGUUUCUGCCAAACGUAGAGACAAGCCCCUGAUUGCGCAGUGCAUUGUGUACAGUGUACGUCAAGCGGGAGGACGGUUCCUCAAGCGUGCAAACGACAAGGAAUGGAAGGAUGUCGGUAACACCAAGGCUAGAGAAAAGACCAGUCAAGCUCUACGUGAAGGUGCUCCUGAACUACGAGGAGACGCCGUUCCAAAGAUGAUGCCCAAGCAGCAAAUGUUGAUGCCUACGGCACCUCCACAGAUGCCUCCUUCACCAGCUCCGGGACAGCCCAUGUCCUUUGUUGAGGCUAGAUUCCUUUCUGCUCUCUUGGCACAACAAGCAGCGCUUACCCGCUCUGUGGUGGUCAAUCAACAUCCACAGCAUCAGCACCAGCACCAGCAGCCACCUUCUGGUCAGAAUGUGAAUGUGAGUCAUCCUCCAAGUCAUCCUCCAAUGGCUCCGGCAUCUGCUGCCAAUGUCAUUCUUCCGCAACCAGAAUACCUGCAACAACAACAGCAACCACAAAAACAGUCGUUGCCACCCUUGCAACCACCCACAGCUGCUGUUCCGCAAGCACCAUCCACGACUCCAGCGGCAUCUGAAAAUACCACCACCCGCAAACGACCUGCAGUCGUAUCCGAUGGCCAUUCCGACUCGGAUAGCAUCGGUAGCAAUUCGUCGUCUUCCGCCAAGGGUAUUCCUCUGAAAAAACGCUUCAAAAUGAGAUUUCAACAAGAAUCCUCGUCAUCAAGUGCCUAA